Molecule: messenger RNA, 863 nt
Organism: Cucumis sativus (cucumber)
Lineage: Eukaryota; Viridiplantae; Streptophyta; Magnoliopsida; Cucurbitales; Cucurbitaceae
Product: vascular-related unknown protein 4
Exons: 3
Coding region: 91-642 (183 amino acids)
Biological process (GO): xylem development
Source: RefSeq, a predicted model, not a curated record
UUAUUAUUAUUAUUAUUAUUUAUACUUCCCCUUUUCUUCCUCCUUAUUAAUUCAACCCUCUCUCUCUCUCAUCCUUCAUUCAUUCUUCAUAUGGCCAAUGAGAACUCCACCAAUAAUAAUUCCCUUAACUAUCACGGUGAAGAAUCGCCGGAGGACAGUGGGUGGACCAUUUACUUUGAAGAUUUCCUCAACACAGACAACCCUAACUCUCAUAAUCAAUCACUCACUUCCUUCUCAGCUUCCUCCCACUUUUCUCUUGAUGUCACGGACGCUGCCUCCUCCGUCGCCCAUCGUAAACUACCUCAUGACCACAACGACCAAGUUUCCGAACAACCCGGGUUCGGUUACAAGGAUGAUGAUCAUAUCAACUUUUUUAAGAAGAGGAAGAUGAUCAAAGAGUUGUUUGUUAAAGAUGAAGCUUUGGAGGAUACUGCUAGCUCUCCUGUUAAUAGUCCCAAGAUAUCUGGUUCAACCUACUUUAGCAAGAACCAGAAGCACAGAGACAAUUUAAUAGCUCCUGAGGUGGAGGAGAGAAGAGAAAUGGAUAAUCUUAUUGGAAUUGGCAAUGACUACACAGAACUGAAGAAAAGAGGGCUUUGCUUAGUACCUUUGUCUAUGGUUCUUAAUUAUUUACCUCAAUAACUCUCCUUUCUCUUAUCUCUCUUCUUUAUGUAAAUAUUGAUCAUUUGAUGAAGGGUUAUUGUGUAUUCUAUGUACAAAAUGUGCAUGUUGUAAUAUGAUUGUAAUCAAGUGAAGGCAUUAGAAGAGAGAAAAGCAUAUGUAUAAAUUACUCAUAAUCUUUUUAGUUGUUUACUUUUAUCUUUCUCAAAUGGGGAGUAAAUAAAAUUAAAGAGAUUAAAUAA